Molecule: messenger RNA, 898 nt
Organism: Cornus florida
Lineage: Eukaryota; Viridiplantae; Streptophyta; Magnoliopsida; Cornales; Cornaceae
Exons: 2
Coding region: 38-532 (164 amino acids)
Source: RefSeq, a predicted model, not a curated record
UAUUAUUCCAUUCCCAUUCCACUCCGCUUAUUACUUUAUGAUGUUAGUCAAGAAAAGGAUUGGAUUCCUAACAUUUCGUUUUAGUGCUCUCACCACAUACAUAGGUUCAAAUAUAUUUUUUUUUUUUGUUAAAUUUUGUUCUCUGCUUUACCUUCUCAAGAAGCCGAGUGAGAGAGGAAGUGACUUGACAGAGAGAGAGAAGAGGAUGGGGAUUAUGGAUUUCCUGAACUCAACGACCGAUAAUCUGAAAAAAAAGGCACCCAAUCCGACGCCGGUGAAGGAUUCAUGGUGGAGGAGCUCCUACAAUUACGGAAGGACUGCCGUUAACGGCGUCAGAGACAAGGGUGUGAACAAGUACUAUCCCGAUGAUGAAACACGGGCCAAGAUCGUCCGUAUCGGGACCAAGAUCGGCCUGAAUGCUGUCAACUAUGGCUUAGAGGAGACCCUCAAAAUAAUCCCUGGUCGAAAGGCAUUCGAUAAAAUUGUUUUGCCAGCAAUUCGUGAUGAAAUGGCACUGCGAGCUAUAAGAUGAACAGAGCAGGGAAAGGAAAGAUAUUCGAUAAGCACUUUCACUUUGAAAAUACGCCCCCUUGGAUUUAAGUGCAAAUAAAAAACCAGAAGAUGUGAAUGUGAUACCAUUGUUCACCAUGAAUGUGGGUAGAAAUGCUUUUGAUGGUCUGAUUGUUCGAGUGAGUGGUCGCAGGAAGAACCGGAAGUAGAAGGCAGUAUCUGGUAUGAAGCAGAUUAGAUUGUGAAAAGUGAAGGGUGUUUUUUAAUUUUUAGUGCUGGCAUGGUUUUGAUUUACUUCGCCUUUUGUAAUUACUAAGAAGCCUAUUACGUAUGCUAAUACUGGAGAUGAAUACAAAUUAUUGUACUACAAAGAACAACCUUCUCAUUA